AUGGUUUUUUGGUGGUGGUUUUGUCCUUAUCGCCAACCUCGGUUCGAAUCCGAGUCACGGCACUCUUCUCGGCCCCUCGCGACCCAUCCCUUUUACUUUGUCUUUAAACACCCCCACCGUGGGGGCGCCAGCGCCUCGAACCUGGGGGCCCGAGAGCCCUGCUUUCCGCUGGCCACUGGGCGCCAGGAGGUCUUCUUCAUUCACCCGAAGGAAAGGAAAACUCCACUCGCCGCUAACCUCGGGACCUUCUCCGCUCUGACUCGGAGCGUAAGGAAACUCAACCAAAUGGCUUUUCUUCAGCGCGCCUCCAAACGAGGACAAGUCCUGGAGUCCCCAGCUGUCCAGCGAGAAGCCUCGUGGGCUGUCCUUGCUGGGAAGUGGCGUCUCCGGGGGUCCUCAGAAAACCUUAAGGAUCUUCAAAGACCAGAGAAAAGUGCCCGUCAGGUAUGUGCGCAGUGUGGCACCCUGAGGCUGCUUUCUACGAGACCCUUCGGUGGAGGAAGCGUGGUUGAGGGGUUGGAGGUGCACAACACCGCCUGGUUCCAGCAGGCCGCACAGGAACCUUCUGUGGUGUUUCACUCCAAGAAAUCCAGGAAUUCUAAAUUCAUCCCUGCCAUCUGGGUAAUGAUGAAGGCAGAGUUUUCCAAAGAACUGUCAGGAAGCAGACAAAGAGGCCCGCUGCCAUCACUUCUCUUCACCACUGUGAUGGAGAUCUUAGCCAGUGAGGAAAGGCAAGAAGAAGUAGGAGAAGUGCAAAUGAAAAAAAGAAUACUACAAUUAUUUAUAUAUAUGAAAUAAAUUACUGGAACUA
This is a messenger RNA of Neogale vison (American mink), 811 nucleotides long. RefSeq lists its product as uncharacterized. The record is from RefSeq and is a predicted model, not a curated record. The transcript has 4 exons. Lineage: Eukaryota; Metazoa; Chordata; Mammalia; Carnivora; Mustelidae. Bases 1 to 798 code for a protein of 265 amino acids.